Messenger RNA from Macrosiphum euphorbiae (potato aphid), 1044 nucleotides. Lineage: Eukaryota; Metazoa; Arthropoda; Insecta; Hemiptera; Aphididae. The record is from the annotation of a GenBank genome assembly.
AUGACUUGGGCUGGUGUCAAUAAAAAACAUUAUAUGAGUGAGCUUGAUGUGAAUAAUAGAGUUCCAAAUCCGAAAUAUAUGGAACAUUAUGAAUUUGAACUUGAAGUAUUAGCUGUGAAUGAAACAAAAGGAUUAAAAGAAAUUGUGAAAACAAUUAUCGUUUGGGCUGGACUUACAUAUGGGUUUGAACAAGAUUUGUUACAAUUCGCGUUUGACUCAGCUUGUAAAACUACCGAUAUAUUUCCAAUACCAAGUAGCCAAAAUCAUUUACCUGUAAUACACGUUGAAGACUUGGCCAGGGUGAUACAUAAAGUAAUAUCCGAUGAUCAAGCAUUGGAGUAUCAUUAUAUUUUUGCUGUUGAAAGUCCAAUAAAUACAUUAAAACAAAUCAUCACUGCUCUCGCUAAGUCGUGCGAUGUAGCUCCAGUGGUUGUGCCAUUAAAUACAUUCAUGAAUAAAUAUGAACUCAAGAGAGAAGAAAUCAGAUUACUGUACUACAAAAGUCAAUUUACCCAGGAUUCGGAAGAUUUAUUAGAUGAUGCUGAUGACCAAGCUGAAAUUAGUCCAAUUAUAACUAACAAAAUAUCAGAAUUAAAUAAAAAGCUAUCAAUGUUAUAUUCAUCUAUGGAUGCCAAUAAUGAUGAAUUGGAAGAUAUUUAUCUAAUUCCAUUAUUGAAUGAAAGAAUAGCACUUUUUAAACGUGGGUAUGUCUUGGAUGGAUAUCCAACGACAGUAGAUCAAGCCAAAAUGCUAUUCCGAUUCGAUGAUACGAAUUUACUUCAAUCAAAUAUUGAUAUUAAUAAAUUGCCUGAUUUGACAGUUAAUUUAACGCAAAACGCAGAGGGUGAUAUUUUACCCACUGAACAGAACAGUGAAAUCCAUACAAAUACAAACACCAAUACGCUUAAAAAUGAAAGUGCAAAAAGACGACUCCUGUUCUCAGAAGUUGACAUAAUACACUCAUCAAAUUCUGACGUCGCAGUAGUAUCUAAUGUAGUUGCAGCUAAAGCCAUUCUGAAAAAACAAAUUAAAAAAAAACCGUAA